CAACACACCAUUCCAUGAGCAAAUGUGAUAAGAAUUCGUAUUCUCUUACUGAUAUUUGCAAUUUGCUCAUUUUCUAUGUAACCCCGGAUGGGUUUAUGAAGAGAAAGCUCGUGAAAAUAUUUGCACAAAAUUUCUGUGACAGAGGAAAUCAAGUCCAAAAACAAUUAUAUUUUUCUCAGUUGGUUUCCAUAAUUCUCCCAGAGUACAACAAAAAUUCCUUCCAAGAUGAUUCGACUCAAUUGAAGGACGACUUUCUCCCAUCGAACCAAAUAUGAGGAAAAUCCGGAGAUUUCUGUCCGGAGAAGAGUUAGAGAAGCGGAUUAUUAGGUAUUUUCAACGUCCCCAUCGACUAGGCAUUACUCCAUAUGUUCGAGAAGAGUUCUCCAGCCAUUGCCUGGAACUCACGACGAAUCACCGCGAAUUGCUUGUAAAGAUGAGAGAGGACUCAAUGCUUGCCAUGAGGAAGGUGAUUUUUGUGGGUGAAAGUGCUGUGGGGAAGACUUCCCUCAUCACUAAAUUCUACUAUGGAGAGUUUGAUUCCACCUACAUGUCCACCCUUGGCAUUGAUUUCCAACUUGAGAGAUUCGUCGUCCUCAAUUGCGAACAUCGACUUCAAUUAUGGGAUACAGCUGGUCAAGAGAGGUACCGUGCUAUGGCAAUUCCAUUUUACCGUGGAGCUUCGACAAUUGUGUCCGUCUUCGACAUGAGCAAUCCCUCGACAAUCGCCAGUGCUCUCGAUUAUGUUUCAAUAGCACGACUCCACUCAGAGACGGCUAGAAAUUCUCCCUGUCCUACUUUUCUCGUUGGCAACAAGCUAGAUCUCCUGACUCCGUACGAGUACCGAGCUAUUUCGGAACAAGGACAGAAGAUGGCAAGGGAAAUCAAUGCAGAAUAUUACGAAGUCUCAUGCAAAGAUACUGCAGGAGUCACAAAACUCUUCAGACGCAUUGCUCUUGUCAAUUUUGAGGAUCAUUGUGCAGGAAUUGACAUUCCCAUCGAACUCAAUCCCAUCGAAAAGUUAGUCUCCAGAAUUUUUCGUCUGAAGAAUCCCUCAUCUGGACCGAAGAGAUCAUGGUGUUUCCUUCAUUGAAUUUACCCAAAAAAUGUGUUCGAUAUUAAUUAUGGGAAAUAAAUGCAUGUUUUUAUGUGAUUCAUA
Messenger RNA from Phlebotomus papatasi, 1156 nucleotides. RefSeq names its product ras-related protein Rab-6A-like. The record is from RefSeq and is a predicted model, not a curated record. NCBI's taxonomy places the organism in Eukaryota, Metazoa, Arthropoda, Insecta, Diptera, Psychodidae. The transcript is spliced from 5 exons. Bases 272 to 1090 code for a protein of 272 amino acids. Gene Ontology annotation, molecular function: GTPase activity; GTP binding.